Messenger RNA from Geodia barretti, 269 nucleotides. Lineage: Eukaryota; Metazoa; Porifera; Demospongiae; Tetractinellida; Geodiidae. The record is from the annotation of a GenBank genome assembly.
UAGCUGUUACUCGUGGUCUCUUGCCAGCUCGCGCAGAGUCUGACGCGGGCUAACUACACUACUAGAUAGCAUGCGAGAGGCGAUACACGCCCUGCGUUGCAUCUUUUGGUGCCUCCGAAGUACGCAGAGCACGCGGAUGGAUCCGACUGUGGUCGUAUCCUUUGUGAGACGAACAAACACCCGAGAAGUGAGAUUGAGAGUAACAGACAGACACACACACAGACAGACCCAAGUACUGUAACCCUCGCUGCGCAUGCGCGCCGAGGGUU